AUGGCGAAAAAUGUGAAAGACGCUGCAUUUUCUUUCGACGAGUAUUACAUUGAAGAAACAAAGAGAAUAGCUGAACAGCAUGGGCUAGAACCCCUCGUAUCUCACCUGCAAGGAAAACUAACUGAAUCUGACAAUGUCAACAUUAAUAUUGCUGUAACGGGCAUAUCUGGUUCGGGGAAAUCUUCAUUUAUCAAUACCAUUCGAGGUAUGAGAGCUUUCCAUGAGGGAGCUGCCAAAGUUGGCUUUGUACAGACAACAAUGGAACCGAUAUCAUAUCCUUUUCCAUUAGAUGAAAAUGUUAAAAUUUGGGACCUCCCUGGUGUUGGAACACCAGAUUUUACACAACAAAAGUAUGUCCAGCAAACGGAACUUGAUACGUACGACUUUUUUCUUAUCUUUACACAUAAGCGCUUCACUGUCCACGAUUUGUGGUUAGCAAACAAGGUCAAAGAGAUGAAAAAGAAAUUCUUCUUUGUGCGUACUCACUUCGACAGUGAAUUGAUGGCUUGUGAGAGGAAUUUCCCUGGCAGAUACAAAGAGCUUGAACUACUAGAAGAAAUAAAGGAAGACGUCAAGAAAUAUGUAGAAGGAGAAAAAACAGAAAGUCAACAAGUGGAGAAACCAGAGUAUGUUUAUGUUAUAUCCACAAAUUUCGAUGAUACUAAAAAGUGGGAAUAUGGCAAAUUGGUGGAGGAUAUGAAAAAUGCUCUUCCUGACGUAAAGUGUCAAGUGUUAACCCUAGCCCUUUGGGAUCUCUCAGAAGAUUCGAUGAAAGAGAAGAGUGCUGUUUGGAGAUCACGUAUUUUGCCGGAUGCUUUGGCCUGUGGUGCCACAGGGGCAACCUACCCGUUUAGAGGACCAUUGCCAGGUGAUAUGUCUUUGUUAACUGAACUAGAAAAUCGUGUUAGAAAAAGCUUUGGGUUAGACGUUGCCUCACUUAAACGCCUUUCCAAACGAACCGGGGUCCCUUUGGAAAAAUUAUUGACGCUGGCAAAGGGUUGCUUUGACAUAUCUGCUUGCAAUACGAUCGAAGAAAUCAUCUCAAUGUUUGGACUUGCGGGUGCUUCAUUUGCCUUUCCUCCUGGUAGUCAGUUGGCCCUUGUCUUUUCCUCGGCAGUUGCCGGCGGUGCAUCCCUUGGAAUGGCACUGUUUGUUCUUCCAAAAAUGUUGGAUCGCAUGGAGAGGGUUGCAAUAGAUGUUAUCAAAACGACGUUAGCGUUCCAAAAUAAUGACGCUCGUAAGAAGUGA
Molecule: messenger RNA, 1248 nt
Organism: Lingula anatina
Lineage: Eukaryota; Metazoa; Brachiopoda; Lingulata; Lingulida; Lingulidae
Product: T-cell-specific guanine nucleotide triphosphate-binding protein 1-like
Source: RefSeq, a predicted model, not a curated record